Apis mellifera (honey bee) is the source of this 730-nucleotide messenger RNA. It is a transcript of the gene Tim10, whose product is annotated as mitochondrial import inner membrane translocase subunit Tim10. The record is from RefSeq and is a predicted model, not a curated record. Gene Ontology annotation, biological process: protein insertion into mitochondrial inner membrane. Bases 427 to 702 code for a protein of 91 amino acids. The transcript is spliced from 2 exons. NCBI's taxonomy places the organism in Eukaryota, Metazoa, Arthropoda, Insecta, Hymenoptera, Apidae. Gene Ontology annotation, cellular component: mitochondrial inner membrane.
AUUUUAUUAAAUUUUUUUAAUUCAGUGUUUCAUAAUAUGUUUCAUAAUAUGUAAUGUUAGAUCUAUGUUCUACGUUAUCUAUGGUAAAAAUUACAUGAUCGUAUUUUACUUAGUCACAUGAUCGCAUAAUAGCGUGGUCACAAAGUUAUAUGAAUGAAUGUACAGGUAUAUAAACAAUUAAUUUUUAUUAUAGAGAUAUUUUAUGACAUUUAAAAAAGAAUGGCUUUACAAAAUUGUACGAAGAUAGCGAUUGGAUGGUUUAUAUCUGCUGGAAUAGGAGUAUAUGCUUUUUCAAAAGCAAGAAAAAAUAUAAAUGCAAAAAGAUAUAAAAAUAUGAAAACGAGACAGUUCCAGAUUUCUAAUAAUAAUUAGACUUAUUUGUGCAUUUAAAUAACUGUAAAAUAAUAAUUGAUAAUUGUCUGAAAAAUGGCUGGAUUACCUCAAUUUAGUGAAGAACAAUUGAAGUUAGUACGAGACAUAGAAAUAGAAAUGAUGACUGAUAUGUUUCAUCGUAUGACAGCAGCAUGUCAUAGAAAGUGUAUUCCACCAAAGUAUACUAGUUCAGAAUUAAGUAAAGGUGAAUCUGUAUGUCUUGAUCGUUGUAUUGCUAAAUACUUGGAUGUACAAGAACGUAUUGGAAAAAAAUUACAACAAAUUUCUUUGCAAGAAGGCAAAAUUGUAGAACAACCAAAAUUAAGUUAAACAAAAUAAAAUAGUUUAUUAAGAGAGA